Nematolebias whitei (Rio pearlfish) is the source of this 982-nucleotide messenger RNA. It is a transcript of the gene gimapl, whose product is annotated as GTPase IMAP family member 9. NCBI's taxonomy places the organism in Eukaryota, Metazoa, Chordata, Actinopteri, Cyprinodontiformes, Rivulidae. The record is from RefSeq and is a predicted model, not a curated record. The coding region runs from base 97 to 858 and encodes 253 amino acids. The transcript has 2 exons. Gene Ontology annotation, molecular function: GTP binding.
CGGUAACUUUUGUCAGGAGGAGGAAGUUCUUGGAAGAACGAAGCGACCGAAGAGAAUUACUACCUAAAUUUCUUCUUCCGGAAUAAAAAAAACAGCAUGGAAGCAACUAAAACACCUCAGACACCAGCUGGAGAAGCUGCUGGACCAGAGGGGGAGGUCAAAGAGACGCCAGCUGCUCCCCAGGCAGCCAGCCGCCUGCCUGAAAUUCGCCUGGUCGUGCUGGGAUGGAGGUGGCCUGGGAAAAGCUUGACAGCCAACACUAUCAUUGGCAAGGAGGAGUUUCGCUUGGAGCGAGCGGCUGAGUUUUGUGUGAAGAGGGAGACGGAGGUUGAUGGGCGGCAGGUGCUCGUGGUGGACACUCCAGGCUGGUUCUCCGCUCAGGACACGCCGCCCUCAUAUAAAGAGGAGCUUGUCCGAGGCCCCUCUCUGUGCCCGCCAGGUCCUCAUGCCUUCUUGCUGAUCAUUCCCGUGGGCAUGUUCACUGAGGUGGACCGUGCACGCAUCGAGGAGCAUGUCAGUCUCUUUGGUGAGGAGGUUUGGAGGCAUACCAUUGUGGUGUUCACCUGGGCGGAGGUGUUGAGGACCAUUUCUAUCGAGAGGUACAUUCGCAGGGAGGGGAAAGAACUCCAGUGGGUGCUGGAGAAAUGUAAGAAAAGAUACUUUGUUAUUAACAACUGUGCAUUUGGGGAGAACCCCCAGGUGGGACGCCUAAUGGAAAAGGUGGAGAAGCUGGUGGCUGAGGAGGGUCAGUACAGUCCAAAAGUGGAGAAGAAAUCUUUGGAUGUGAACCAGAAUGCGGCCAAGGAGGUGCGUGAUCUGGGGGCGCGACCCAAACUGAGCUCUGGACUGGGUUUAUGAAAGGUCCUGGACGUGGAGCAAACCUGCUGUGAGUGAUGACUUCAGUUCAUACUGGUUCUUUACACAGUAAAGGUCUGGGAGGCAUUUCUGUAAAAAAAAAAAACAAAAAAAAAACGACAACCCA